Messenger RNA from Gymnodraco acuticeps, 433 nucleotides. RefSeq names its product neuromedin-B receptor-like. Gene Ontology annotation, molecular function: G protein-coupled peptide receptor activity. Lineage: Eukaryota; Metazoa; Chordata; Actinopteri; Perciformes; Bathydraconidae. Gene Ontology annotation, cellular component: membrane. Gene Ontology annotation, biological process: G protein-coupled receptor signaling pathway. The transcript is spliced from 3 exons. The record is from RefSeq and is a predicted model, not a curated record. Bases 26 to 403 code for a protein of 125 amino acids.
CAGGUACAAGGCGAUCGUGAACCCGAUGGACAUCCAGACGUCCAGCGCUGUCUUCUGGACGUGUUUGAAGGCCGUCUCCAUCUGGCUGCUCUCCGUCCUGCUGGCUGUUCCUGAAGCCAUCUUCUCACAAGUCGUCACCAUGCAGAGUCACGGAGAUCUAACGAACGGGACCUUUGUGAACUGCGUGCCGUACCCGCUGUCCAAUGAACUGCAUCCUAAGAUCCACUCUGUGAUGAUUUUCCUGGUGUACUUCCUCAUUCCUCUGACCAUCAUCUCCGUGUACUACUACCACAUCGCCCGCACGCUGAUCAAAAGCGCUCACGACAUGCCGGGAGAGAUCAGCGAACACACCAAGAGACAGCUGAACUCUAACGCAGCCUUCAGUAGCGGGACGGACCUUUGAAGACUUGUUAUUGUCAGAGCGUUCAGUCUG